GUGCUGCCAGCCGAGAGCAGGCACCUUCCGGAGGCGGGGUUGCGGCGUUUUCGCUCUUUUCUGUGGCUUUGGCUUUUUCCUGGAAAUCAUCCAGGUCCGCAAGGACAGCCUUACCAAAUCUGAAGGGUUCCUUACCGCGUGUCCCAGCAGAGGGAGGAGCCUGCAUUCUCACAGCCCUCGAUAAUCUCGGUUUCCUACUUCCAGCAUAUCUUCCAUUUAAACAGAAUCACAGCCAGCUAACAAUUCAGUUCAUUGACAAUUGCCAUGACAACAACUGGAAAAGCCCACUCAAGGACUGAAAAGGAGUGGUCUGGCUCCAAACCACCCCCUAUUCUCAGAUAACUUCCAAGGCUUCCAACUGUUUCAGUCAGACGUUUCCACCAACUCGAAUACAUUAUUUUCAGCAUCCUUUUUCAGAUUCCAUGAUAAGAAUAUCCCAGCGACCAAAGAACACCGAAAUCGGAGUCGGAAAGCCUAGAUUCUAGACCUUAUUGUCAUCGAUUAGCGGAGAAAUAUGAACCAGAAGAUUCUGAAGUUGGAGAACUUGCUACGAUUUCACACUGUUUGUAGGCAGCUGCACAGCCUGUGUCAAAGAAGAAUGUUAGCACAGUGGAGGCACGUGUUUUCAUCUGCUUACCCUGCAUGGACGGCUCAGCUGUAUGCACACUCCGGGCAAACAGAUGUACUCAUCAGGGCUGCUUUAUCUCAACAGAGGCUUCUGGCAACAAAGAAGGAAGAAAGAUCACAGAAGUCUCAGUUGUCUUCAAGAAAAUCUAAAAAGGAGGUGGAGGUAUGGAUUGGAAUGACUGUUGAGGAGUUGGCCAGAGCAAUGGAGAAAGACAUAGAUUUUAUAUAUGAAUCUUUAAUGAACACUGCUGUUGACAUAGAUUCACUAGAAGCAGACUCACAUUUAGAUGAAGUUUGGAUCAAAGAAGUGAUAAAGAAGUCAGGGAUGAAGUUAAAAUGGAGUAAAUUAAAACAGGACAAAGUCAGAGAAAAUAAAGAUGCUGUAAAAAGGCCCCAGGGAGAUCCAGCUUUAUUAAUCCCAAGGUCUCCAGUUGUUGCUAUAAUGGGCCAUGUUGAUCAUGGGAAAACAACAUUACUUGACCAACUGAGAAAAACUCAAGUGGCAGCAAUGGAAGUUGGAGGCAUCACUCAGCACAUUGGUGCCUUUCUUGUCUCUCUGCCUUCUGGGGAAAAGAUAACCUUUCUUGAUACUCCAGGACAUGCUGCUUUCUCAGCAAUGAGAGCCCGAGGUGCCCAGGUCACUGACAUUAUCAUAUUAGUUGUAGCUGCAGAUGACGGAGUGAUGAAACAAACUGUAGAAUCCAUUCAGCAUGCCAAAGAUGCUCAAGUACCAAUUGUCCUUGCCAUAAACAAAUGUGACAAAGCUGAGGCCGAUCCUGAGAAAGCGAAAAAAGAACUUCUAGCUUAUGAUGUGGUUUGUGAGGAUUAUGGAGGUGACGUUCAAGCAGUGCAUGUCUCUGCACUCACGGGUGAUAAUAUGAUGGCUUUGACAGAAGCAACAGUUGCUCUUGCAGAGAUGUUAGAAUUGAAAGCAGACCCUACUGGUCCAGUUGAAGGAACAGUAAUAGAAUCUUUCACAGACAAAGGAAGAGGUCCUGUUACUACAGCUAUAAUUCAAAGAGGAACUUUGAAAAAAGGCUCCAUUCUGGUUGCUGGAAAGAGUUGGGCAAAAGUACGCUUAAUGUUUGAUGAAAAUGGAAAAACAAUCAAUGAGGCCUGUCCUAGCAUGCCAGUAGGAAUUAUAGGCUGGAGAGAUCUCCCUUCUGCAGGAGAUGAAAUUCUUGAAGUAGAAUCUGAGGCAAGGGCACGUGAAGUUGUUGACUGGAGGAAAUAUGAGCAAGAACAGGAGAAAAGUAAAGAGGAUCUGAAGUUAAUAGAAGAAAAGCGAAAGGAACACCAAGAAGCACAUCAGAAAGCCCGUGAGAAGUACGGCACUUUGUCCUGGAAGGAGAGAUCGUUUAUAAAGUACAAAGAAAAAAAACAGCAGCAACCCUUAAAGCUAAAAGAAAAAGUAGAAAGAGAUUCAGAUGUACUUCCUAUAAUUAUUAAAGGUGAUGUUGAUGGUUCUCUUGAGGCCAUUUUAAACAUUAUGGAUACCUAUGAUGCUUCACAUGAGUGCGAACUAGAAUUAGUACAUUUCGGUGUGGGUGAUAUUAGUGAAAAUGAUGUUAACCUUGCUGAAACAUUUAAUGGUGUUAUAUAUGGCUUCAAUGUGAAUGCAAGCAAUGUUAUCCAGCAGUCAGCUGCAAAAAAAGGAGUAAAAAUUAAACUUCACAAAAUCAUUUACCGUCUUAUUGAAGAUGUGCAGGAGGAACUGAGCAGCAGAUUGCCCUGUGCUGUGGAAGAGCACAUAAUAGGUGAGGCUUCUAUACUAGCUACCUUCUCCAUAACAGAAGGGAAGAAGAAGAUUCCUGUUGCUGGCUGCAGAGUCCAAAAGGGACAGUUGGAAAAGCAAAAAAAAUUUAAAUUAAUCCGUAAUGGGCAUGUCAUUUGGAAGGGCUCAUUGAUCUCACUGAAACACCAUAAAGAUGAUAUUUCUGUCAUCAAAACUGGAAUGGAUUGUGGUCUCAGUUUGGAUGAAGAAAAGAUAGAAUUUAAAGUGGGAGAUGGUAUUGUUUGUUAUGAAGAAAAAGAAGUUCCAGCCAAGACUUCUUGGGAUCCAGGAUUUUAAAAUUGUAUUGAAAGUACAAAUGAGUUCCUGUCAUGGCUCAGUGGUAACGAAUCUAACUAGUAUCCAUGGGGACAUGGGUUUUAUCCCUGCUUUUGCUCAGUGGGUUGGGGAUCUGGCAUUGCCAUGAGCUGUGGUUUAUGUUGCAGAUGUGGCUCAGAUCCCAUGUUGCUGUGGCAUAGCUGCAGCUCCAAUUUAACUCCUAGCCUGGGAAAUUCCAUGUGUUGUGGGUGUGGCCCUAAAAAAAAAUAAAAGAAAAAAAAGUGUAGUGUUUGAAUGUUCUUUAUUAUAGAGCAGCAGCUAUUUUUAUUUUACUCAAAGUCAUAAUUCACCUCUAGUGGACAAAAACUUCUACCAAAUGUUACUAUGUGUGUCAAAUGCUACACAACCAGAAAACCUUAUUUAAGGAUACCUCCAACUGGAGCAGGGAAAUAUGGUUAAAGGGCAUUUGUUAAUUAUUGGUAUAUCAUUGAAUCUAAAAACCAGCUAAAUAAACUUAAAGCACUUUAACAUUGGACAAUAGUGAAUUCCCCUAUUAAGGCAGAUAGCAAACACUGAGCAUCCCAAACUAAGGCAUUUGGAAUGAAUUUUACAGCAUCUUUAAACUUCCUUUGUAGGAAACAAGUACAUUGUAUAGCUUCUUUUAAGGCCAGGUUAUUUAGGCCAAUUCACAGAAACCAGUGUCAAGAUCUCAAGGGGUGGGGGUGGGAGUUCUUCCUCACCUUCAGCUGUCACUUGGCAAUGUAUGGAUACUUCUGGGUUUUUUUGAUCCUGGGGAGGUGUAGUGUACUACUGGCAUCAAAGAUGCUAUUCAGUCUCUGAUGCACAGAACCCAACAAAGAAUUAUCAGUUCCAAAU
Sus scrofa (pig) is the source of this 3553-nucleotide messenger RNA. It is a transcript of the gene MTIF2, whose product is annotated as mitochondrial translational initiation factor 2. Gene Ontology annotation, biological process: translational initiation. NCBI's taxonomy places the organism in Eukaryota, Metazoa, Chordata, Mammalia, Artiodactyla, Suidae. Gene Ontology annotation, cellular component: cytoplasm. Gene Ontology annotation, molecular function: GTPase activity; GTP binding; translation initiation factor activity. The record is from RefSeq and is a predicted model, not a curated record.